AAUUUGCACUCGUUCAGUCCAUCGUUGGCCCUCACUGGUUCAACUUGCUGCUGCUGUGUCUUGAGCACGAACAAUAACUACACGCCCCGUCCAGGGUCCAGGAGGGAAGAAGCCAGACCCCGGCGUAUAAAACCAGAAACCGUUUGGCCAUUAGGUAACAUUCUGUUGUGUAACCUCGUUCGGAUAGCAUUGAUCUUGAACGCCCAUCGCAGCACAGCGCACUGUCCAGUGGCCGUUGAGCAGCUCACCUGGCCAGGGAAUCUUCGGGAGUGCGAACAGCGCGGUUUGUUGAUGAAAUUAGUUGUUGUGCGUGGAAAAACAAAAGUGGCGUAAGAUAUAAUCCACUAGAGAGUAGAGACUAGUAGCGAAAAGUGGAAGUGAACUGUUUUUUAUCUUAAUUUCCCACAUAUUUUCCACUGCUUCCGAGUGUUGUAAUCGGUUGAGACAAACAAAAAGUGAGCGUUGCGAUUUUUUUAGUUACCCGCUGAUGAUAGAAAACCAUUAAGUGAAAUAAUUCGAUCAGUGAAAAAACCGGUGGACAGCCCCCCUCAAGCUGCGGAAAUUAUGAAAGUUUUAUUGACGUAUUGGCUGAUAGCGAUAUGUUUGUGUUUAGCUAGUGCUCUGCCAAAGCAACGAUUCUCGGCUCUCGAUGAUGGCGCCGAGGAUCGGAAUUUGGUUGGCCUUUCGACCAACGUCAUCACGGCCAGUUUGCUCAAGGGCAGCGUUGAAUCCAAUGCGAACCAGGUGUUCUCUCCGAUUGGGUUUUCCUCGAUCCUGGCUAUGAUCAGCGAAGGAGCGGAAGGUCAAGCCCUACAGGAGUACUACGAAGUGUUCAAGUUCCCGAACGAUAAGGCAACAAUACGCCUUGCAUUCGACCAGUCGUUGAGAAGAUUACACUCACAAAAUCCGGCAAAUGAUCCGCAGUUCAAAAGUUGGUUCUACAUCUACAAGAACAAUACGGUCAAGCAGGAUUUCAGGAGUAAGUUACUGAACAACUACUAUGUCGAUGUGCGGGAUAUCGAGCGCAAUGACUACAACUUCGAUGAACCGAAAACUUCGGUUGGACCGAUCGAGCCGAGUGAGGUUCCAGCAGUAAACAACCCGGUCGUGCCGUCGAACAACAACAGCAAAGAUAUUAUCGAGUUUGAAGUGUUGAAAAUAAAGUCCGUUCCGGGUGCGGUUGAUAAUGUGCGAGCUGAGGCAGGAGUCGCAACCAAGUAUGAUGAAGUCGACGAGGAUGAGAACCCUAAAUUUGACAAAAAUAUCGAAGACAAGUUUUAUGUGGAACCGACCCGAAUCAAAGAGGAAAUCGCCAAACAAAAAGAUGAACAAACCAAUGAAGUGUUGGAUGAACCGGUUGUGAAGGCUAUGGAGGAUCGUGUCGAUCAUUUCGUGCUUGAUAAGCCGAAAAAGAUCGGUCUAUCGCUUAAGAAGUUGGACGAUGACGAUGACGAGCAUGAGAUCAUGCAUGCGGUCGAGAGUCAGGUUUCGAGAAGUAGGUUUAACGUGAGACGAUCAUUCCUUUCUGGCGACAUCGCUUCUGCACUCAGUGGGAACUCGCUGGUUGGUCGAAAGGCUAACACCAAAGAAGAAGAGAACGAGUCAAAGAUGCUGCUUUUCAACGGUUUAUAUUAUCGUGGAAGCUGGGCUAGCCCAUUCCAGAUAAAAUCCGAGCAAGGAAUAUUUUCAGUAAAUGGUGAAGAGAAGCGUGUAAUGACGAUGCAAACGGAGGGCGCGUUCGGUGUUGGAUCAAGCCAGGAGCUAGACGCCAAAUUCAUUGAACUGCCAUACAAUAACACCCGAUACUCCCUGCUCGUGAUGGUCCCGAACAAACCGGAUGGCGUCAAAGAUCUGAUCAAGAACUUCAACUGCAACAGUCUGAGCAGUGCUCAGAAAAGUCUCCAACAGCAGCCGAUUCGAAUUAGUCUGCCCAAGUUCCAUAUUGAUAGCACGAGUCGGGCGGAGAAAGCACUUGCUAAGCUGGGUCUCAUCACAAUGUUCACAUCCAAGGCCGAUCUCAGUGGAAUUACGGACGAGCAGAAAAUCCACGUCGAUGAACUGGUGCAGCACGUGUCUAUUCGGGUUGACGAAGGUGCUAGCAGUGAGUUGUCCCUGUCCGCCAGUGAUACCAUUGAAUCGAAGACUACCCCCGACGGCCAGGAAGAGUUGGAGGAAUUCGUAGUUGAUCGGCCAUUCUUGUUCUUCGUGCGUGAUACUGUAGACGAUUUGGUGAUCGUUGCUGGCAAAAUUACCGACGUCCCUGAAGCGGUCGAGUGAAGUACUCAACUGCUUCCAUCAAAUGUGUUAGGCUAGUGAAAGUUUAAUGUUAACGUUUUAGUUAAGCCGUACAUUCCUCCUUUCCUGUGCGCACUUGAAGUUGCAUUCAUCAGCAUUUUCAGAGUAGCCAAAAGCUAGAAUAUAGAAAAAAACUCACACAAACUCAUACUAUAAUCUAUUCUCAUUACAUUCUUUCUCACGAAUACAAAUGCUCAAAGGAACACAACUUCGCAGAACUAGAUGCACUUAUUUUCAGGAAACAGAAAUUAAACUUUCUCUCAACUGUGCUCGGAGUAAUCGAACGC
This is a messenger RNA of Topomyia yanbarensis, 2582 nucleotides long. Its product is annotated as serpin B4. The record is from RefSeq and is a predicted model, not a curated record. Gene Ontology annotation, molecular function: serine-type endopeptidase inhibitor activity. The transcript is spliced from 7 exons. Bases 565 to 2277 code for a protein of 570 amino acids. Lineage: Eukaryota; Metazoa; Arthropoda; Insecta; Diptera; Culicidae.